CACGAUGGCGGCGGCUUCGGGAAAGUCAACUACAGAAUUUUUGUCUUAUGUUUACGAAUAUCUGAAAGAGUCAUGUAAAGAUGCGGCACAGACAUUUCAGAAAAAGUUCAAAGUGAAACCGCCUGUUGCUGGCUCACCAAAGCUCCCACAGAUCUAUGAGGAAUGGGCAAAAGGCAAAAGGAAACAAGAGGACAGCAGUGCGCCUCCAGCAAAGAAGGCAAAGCAAGAGUCCUCAGACUCAUCAAGUGAAUCGGAAGAAGAAGGUCCAAAAUCUUCCUCUAACAUUCAACAAACGCCAACAGGCCGCCCAGCUACUAAACGCCAGCAUUCAUCAAGCAGUUCUGACUCUGACAGCUCAGACUCCAACACUGACAAGAAGGCAUCUGCAAAGAAGCCACCUGCUAAAAAAAGUACUCCAGCACCUGUCACCAAACAACCCGCCAAGAAAGAGGACUCAAGCAGCUCAGAUGACUCAGAUUCUGAGUCGGAAGAAGAUAAAUCAAAUGUGAAACUCAAGGCUAAAGUAUUGUCAAAGAAACCUCAGACUCCAGCAACCAAAACAAAAGGUAAACCGGCAGAAUCCAGUUCAGAAUCAGACUCUGAUUCAGAUGAUGACGAUGCAAAGAAGCCGAACAUAAAAACUAAAGUAAAUGAAGGCAAGUCAACAGCAGUCAAAUCAUCGGCAGAAAAGUCAUCUAAAGCUGCACAGAAGGCAGCCAGCUCUAGUUCGUCUGAAUCCAGCUCUGAGGAAGAUGAGAAAGUUAAGAAACUUCAAUCGCCUGCAAAGAAGACCCCUGCAACAUCUGCAAAGAAGUCCCCUGCAACAGCUACAAAGAAGUCCCCUGCAACAGCUACAAAGAAGUCCCCAGCGGUGAAGACUCCAGCCAAGAAGGCUGAAAGCUCCAGCUCUUCAGAUUCCAGCUCCGAGGAAGAUGAUAAAGUCAAAAAACCAGCUACUUCACAGCAGAUUAAGCCAGCUGCAGAGACGCCCAAUAAAAAGGCUGAAAGCUCCAGUUCUUCAGAAUCUAGCUCAGAAGAUGAAACUGUAAAAAAAUCAGCAACCCCAGCUCAGAAGAAACUAACAACACCAACUGGAGCAAAAGUAGCAUCAAAGGCAUCAAAUAAGAAAGCGGAAAGCUCUAGUUCCGAUUCUAGCUCUGAAGAUGAAAAAAAUGCGAAGAAAUCUGGAUCCUCAGCUCAGAAGAAACCAGCAGCAGCAUCUGUGUCCAAACCAGGAACAAAGGCUACAGCAAAGAAAGCAGAAAGUUCUAGUUCUGAAGAAUCCAGUUCUGAAGAUGAAAAAGCCAAGAAACCAGCUACAACUCCUCAGAAGAAACUGACCACAAAGACUCCAGCAAAGAAUGCUGAAGACUCCAGUUCCUCCGACUCUAGUUCAGAUGAUGAUGAUGAUGCAGCAAAGAAGCCAGCAGUUGCUGUUCCAAAGAAAACAGCUACUCCAGCAAAACCACCAGCAAAGGGGCAAGCGAAAAAGGCUGAAAGUUCCAGUUCAUCAGAUUCCAGCUCAGAAGAAGAUGAAAGUUCAAAGAAAACAAAAACUUCUGUUGUGCAGAAACCAGCAGUUAAGGUGGCAACAGCUAAAAAAGACAGCUCUAGUUCUUCAGAUUCUAGCUCUGAAGAUGAAGCUGAAACUAAAGCGAAGACAGUUGCUCAGAAGAAACCAGCAACUCCAGUGACAAAGCCAGUUGCAAAUGCAACAGGAAAGAAAGCUGAUAGCUCUAGUUCUUCAGAUUCUAGCUCUGAAGAUGAAGCUGAAACUAAAGCGAAGACAGUUGCUCAGAAGAAACCAGCAGCUCCAGUGACUAAACCAGUUGCAAAUGCGACAGGAAAGAAAGCUGAUAGUUCAAGUUCCUCAGAUUCUAGCUCUGAAGAUGAAGCUGAAAGUAAAGCAAAGGCAGUUGCUCAGAAAAAAACAGUAAUUCCAGCAUCUAAACCAGUGACAAAAGCGACGGGAAAGAAGGCUGAUAGCUCUAGUUCUUCAGAUUCUAGCUCUGAAGAGGAGGAAACUGCAAAGAAACCACAAACCGCUGCUCAGAAGAAACAAGCCUCCCAGGGUAAACCAGCAGCUGGAACUCCCGCAAAGAAAGUAGAGAGUUCAAGCUCUUCAGAUUCUAGUUCUAAAGAAGAAACUGCCAAGAAAGUGGUAACACUUAAUCAAAAGAAAUCAGCGGCUCCUACACCGAAGAAAACACCGACAAAUGUGACUUUAAAGAAAGAUAAAACUUGUACUUCUCCUGCUGCCAAGAAAACUGAAAGCUCUAGUUCUUCUGAAUCUAGUUCUGAAGAAGAGGAAAGCUCCAAGAAACCAGCCACACCUGUCCAGAAAAAAAUGGCUACUCCUAGCAAGACAAAAUCUGGACAAGGCUCUGAUACGUCAGACUCGGACUCGGACUCUGAUUCUUCCAGUGACGAGAAGACCAAAGCAGUAAGUCCAAAGAAGGGUGUUAAAGCUCAAACCCAUGUGUCAAAUAAAAACCCCAGUGCUGGCAAAACAACUCCAAACUCCAGUAAGAUAAAUUCAAAAGACAGUUCUAGUUCGGAUUCAGAUUCCAGUUCUGACGAGCCGUCUAAAGGUAGCAAGAAAAAGGUGGCCAAUGGAACUCCAAAGACCACGCCAAAGUCAGCAUUGUCUGCUAAGAGUGGUAGUAAAGACUCAGGCUCUUCUGAUUCUGACUCUAUCGCAGACGAUGUGAUAAAGACUGCUUUAGUGAAUGGCACUGUGGGUGCAUUGACGUCUACACCGUUAACGGGACCCAGUGGUAAAUGUGAUAGUGACUCUGGGUUACCAACGUCUUCUGAGGAAGAGAAAAACGGAAAGUCAAAGAAAAAGCUGAAUCAGUCAAAGAAUAGUACUCCAUUCCGGAGAGUGAAAACUGAGGACAUACCGGUUGACCCAAGGCUGAAGGACAACUCAUUUGAAGCUAAGAAGGGUGCUAAAGGAUCCUGGGGAGAGAAGGCCAACAAAGAUCUGAAAUUCACAAAAGGGAAGUCAUUCCGACACGAAAAAACGAAGAAAAAGCGAGGGAGUUACAAGGGUGGCCCGAUUGACUCAAACAGUGUACACUCGAUCAGAUUUGACAGUGACUAACGACUCAAGUGGGAAUGGCACUCGAAGACUGAACAGUUCUGUGUCCAAGAGGUUCCCAUGGUG
Liolophura sinensis is the source of this 3169-nucleotide messenger RNA. Its product is annotated as nucleolar and coiled-body phosphoprotein 1-like. The coding region runs from base 5 to 3106 and encodes 1033 amino acids. Gene Ontology annotation, molecular function: protein binding. Gene Ontology annotation, cellular component: nucleolus. The record is from RefSeq and is a predicted model, not a curated record. The transcript is spliced from 6 exons. NCBI's taxonomy places the organism in Eukaryota, Metazoa, Mollusca, Polyplacophora, Chitonida, Chitonidae.